This is a messenger RNA of Dipodomys ordii (Ord's kangaroo rat), 6903 nucleotides long. RefSeq lists its product as uncharacterized. Gene Ontology annotation, biological process: establishment of skin barrier. Gene Ontology annotation, cellular component: keratohyalin granule; nucleus; cornified envelope. The record is from RefSeq and is a predicted model, not a curated record. Gene Ontology annotation, molecular function: transition metal ion binding; calcium ion binding. NCBI's taxonomy places the organism in Eukaryota, Metazoa, Chordata, Mammalia, Rodentia, Heteromyidae. Bases 1 to 6903 code for a protein of 2300 amino acids. The transcript is spliced from 9 exons.
AUGACAGAACUCUUAAGAAGUGUUGUCACCAUCAUCGACAUUUUCUACAAAUACACCAAGCAAGAUGAGGAGUGUGGCACACUGAGCAAGGAUGAGCUAAAGGAACUUCUGGAGAAAGAGUUUCGCCCAAUUCUGAAGAACCCAGAUGAUCCAGAUACAGUGGAUGUCAUCAUGCAUAUGCUGGAUCGAGAUCAUGACCGAAGACUAGACUUUACUGAGUUUCUUCUGAUGGUAUUCAAGCUGGCUAUGGCCUGCAACAAGGUUCUCAGCAAAGAAUAUUGCAAAGCUUCAGGGUCAAAGAAGCGUAGGCGUGGUCACCAACAUCAAAAAGAAGAAAGUGAAACAGAAGAAGAGUCUCCAGGACCAAAAUCAGGUUACAGACAUUCAAGUUGGAGUGAGGGAGAAGAGCAGGGAUAUAGUUCUAGGGGGUCAAGGGGAACUGGGAAACAUAGAUAUGGGUCCAACUCCAGGAGGCUGGGAAGACAAAGUGAAUUACCCAGCUCAGAAGGAUCUGAGAAAAGUCACUACAGGUCUCAGUCUGGUCACUCCUGGAGUAGUGGCAAAGACAGACAUGGUUUCAGGUCUGGAGAGACAGGAGAAAGAAGAAACAAGUCACAUAGUCCCUCUAGGGAAUCUGGGGAAGAAUAUGAAUCUGGAUCUAAAUCAAGCAGUCAGGGGCAGAAAGGUCUGUCACAAGGACUAAAAACUAGUGAACACAAAUCAAACUCUUCUCAAUCAAAAAAAAGUGGAGGUCAAAAGCAUGAGUCUAGCUCUACAAGUUCUGGAAACUGUGGGAGACAAAGUCAUGCAUGUAGUUAUGACAAUUCAGGUGGGUGUGGAAGGCCACAAAAUACUUCUAGUUCUUGUCAGGCAGGUGGAUUUAGAGGGCAAGCAAAUCAAUCUAGCUGUACCCAGUCAUGCUGUCAAUCAGGAGGCCAUCAGAGACAAGGUUAUGGAUGUGUCUCAGGAGGUCAGUCCUCUGGUUGCUGCCAACCACAGCCUAGUUCCUGUAGCCAGUCCUCUGGUCAGAGAGGCCAUGGAUCUAGACAAUGUGGUCAGCCACAGAGCUGUGGAAGACAACAGGGAAGAAGCUCAAGUCAGUCCUCUUGCUGUGGACAACAUGGGUCUGGAGCAAGUCAGUCUUCUAGUUAUGGCCCACAUAGAUCUGGUUCCUGUAGAGACUCUUCAAACUGUCAUCAAAAAGGGUCUAGUUCAAAUGAAUUUUCCAAAUGCAGUCAGUAUGGAUCUGGUUCAGGUUAUGAACAACCGAAAACAGGUUCAAGUAAGUCCUCUGGCUUUGGACAGCAUGGGUCUGGUUCAGGUCAGUCUUGCUGUGGACAGCAUGGAUAUGCAUCAAGCCAAUCCUCUGGCUAUGGUCAACAUGGGUGUAGCUCAGGGCAGUCCUCUGGCUUUGGACAGCAUGGGCCUGGUUCAGGUCAGUCUUGCUGUGGACAGCAAGGAUAUGCAUCAAGCCAAUCCUCUGGCUAUGGUCAACAUGGGUGUAGCUCAGGGCAGUCCUCUGGCUUUGGACAGCAUGGAUCUAGCCCUAGUCAGUCAACUGGAUUUGGCCAGCAUGGAUCUAGCUCUGGUCAGUCCUCUGGCCUUGGCCAGCAUGGGUCUAGCUCUGGUCAGUCCUCUGGCCUUGGCCAGCAUGGGUCUAGCUCUGGUCAGUCCUCUGGUUUUGGCCAGCAUGGGUCUAGCUCUGGUCAGUCCUCUGGUUUUGGCCAGCAUGGGUCUAGCUCUGGUCAGUCCUCUGGUUUUGGCCAGCAUGGGUCUAGCUCUGGUCAGUCCUCUGGUUUUGGCCAGCAUGGGUCUGGCUCAGGACAGUCCUCUGGCCUUGGCUGGCAUAGGUCUAGCUCGGGUCAGUCCUCUGGAGUUGGGCAACAAGGAUCUAGCACCAGUCAGUCCUCUGGUUUUGGCCAGCAUGGAUCUAGCUCUGGUCAGUCCUCUGGUCUUGGCCAGCAUGGGUCUAGCUCUGGUCAGUCCUCUGGUCUUGGCCAGCAUGGGUCUAGCUCUGGUCAGUCCUCUGGCCUUGGUCAGCAUGGGUCUAGCUCUGGUCAGUCCUCUGGUCUUGGCCAGCAUGGGUCUAGCUCUGGUCAGUCCUCUGGCCUUGGCCAGCAUGGGUCUAGCUCUGGUCAGUCCUCUGGCUUUGGCCAGCAUGGGUCUAGCUCUGGUCAGUCCUCUGGCCUUGGGCAGCAUGGGUCUAGCUCUGGUCAGUCCUCUGGUUUUGGCCAGCAUGGGUCUAGCUCUGGUCAGUCCUCUGGCCUUGGCCAGCAUGGGUCUAGCUCUAGUCAGUCCUCUGGCCUUGGCCAGCAUGGGUCUAGCUCUGGUCAGUCCUUGGCCAGCAUGGGUCUAGCUCUGGUCAGUCCUCUGGUUUUGGCCAGCAUGGGUCUAGCUCUGGUCAGUCCUCUGGUUUUGGCCAGCAUGGGUCUAACUCUGGUCAGUCCUCUGGUUUUGGCCAGCAUGGGUCUAACUCUGGUCAGUCCUCUGGCCUUGGCUGGCAUGGGUCUAGCUCGGGUCAGUCUGCUGGAGUUGGGCAACAAGGAUCUAGCACCAAUCAGUCCCCUAGUUUUGGCCAGCAUGGGUCUAGCUCUGGUCAGUCCUCUGGCCUUGGCCAGCAUGGGUCUAGCUCUAGUCAGUCAUCUGGAUUUGGGCAGCAUGGCUCUGGCUCCGGGCACCAUGGUUCAGGCUCUGGACAGUAUUCUGGAUUCGGUGAACAAGGGACUGGAUCUAACUAUGGUCAGCAUGGGGGGUCAUCAAAAAAGAAGGCAGGAUUCCUGCCACAAAAACAACAGAGAAUACCUCAUGGACAAGCAAAAGACACAACAAAGGCGCCUGAGACAAGGCAUGGACAGGUUCCAGAGUCUCAAUCAGGCAGAGCUCCUAGGAGAACACCCCUGCACAGUGAGUCUUCUGACAGUGAAGAGCAAUCAAGUUUCUCACACCAUCAGGGUGGUUCCCCUCAGGGCCAGGGUCAACCUAAAGGUCAACAGUCCCCAUCUGCUGGACAAAAAAGAGAGCAAGCUCCUCAUGGCCAGUCGAGAGAUGCCGGGGGACAGAGCCAACAGCCGCAUGAACGACCCCAACAUUCUGGCUCCAGUCCAUCCCCUAGAAGGUCACAUCCUCACAGCCAAUCAAGUGACACAGAGGAACAUUCAGAAUUCUCACACCAUCAGGGAAGAUCCCCCCAGGGCCAGGGUCAACCUCAAGGUCAACAGUCCCCAUCUGCUAGGCAAGGAAGACAGCAAGGUGCUCAUGACCAGUCAAGAGAUGCCGGGAGACAGAGCCAGCAGCCUCAUAGACAACCCCAACAGUCCGGUUCCAGACCAUCUCCUAGAAGGGCACCUCCUCACAGCCAGUCAAGUGAUAGAGAAGGACAUUCACGAUUCUCACACACACAAUCAGAAUCCACUCAGGACCAAGGAGGAUCUCCACAGAGAGGGUCUGGACCCACACAACAACGCAGGCAGGGAGCUCCUCAUGGACAGGCCAGAGAUACCUCAAGACAGCCCCAAUCUGGGCAUGGCCAGGCUCCAGAGUCUCAUCCCAGAAGAGCCCCCAGGGGAACACCCCUGCACAGUGAGUCUUCUGACAGUGAAGAGCAAUCAAGUUCCUCACACCAUCAGGGAAGAUCUCCUCAAGGCCAGGGUCAACCUCAAGGUCAACAGUCCCCAUCUGCUAGGCAAGGAAGACAGCAAGCUCCUCACGGUCAGUCAAGAGAUGCCGGGAGACAGGGCCAGCAGCCACAUGGUCAACCCCAACAAGUAUGACUAUGGCCAGUCUGGGUUUGGACCUUCUGGUGGCAGCAGAAAUAGUAGCCGUAAUCCUAGCCCUUUGAGAUCAUCAGAUAGAGGUGCAAAUACACAAAAGUCUGGGCAUACCCAAUCUUUUUCUUUAUCUGACAGUGCAGCUUCAGAAUCAUCUGAAUUAACAGGAAGGUUAGUUCCAACAUAUGAGCAUUCAGAAAUAUAUCAUGGUCAUUCAUUUGAUUCCCAGAAUCAGCUUGAAUCUAGUAUAGUUCAAAGGCAAAUUUCCAGUCACGUUUUUUCUGUAGUUCCUCCUAGAGAGCUGAAUGACACUGAGGAACACAAUCUUACCAGAAAUCAGCAGUCUACUCAUAGCCUGUCAAGUGACUACUUUGAAUCUGGUCAUAGGCCAUCCAUAGCACAUCAUGGACAUUCAGAAUCUACUUCAACUAGAAAAAAGUGUGGCUUUAGUACUAAUGAGAGGCAAGGAUAUAGCUGUGAUCAACAAAGUGAUAGUUAUGAGAUAUCACGUGAGAAGAAGAGUCAAGGAUCCUCUUCUAUUCACUUUCUUUAUAAUGAAGACCCUAUGGAAAAUGAAGAGUACAAGAAUAUGUAUUUAUCUAGGAGUGCAACUACAUUUGGUGAAAAAAGCCAAAGGAAAGAAUUAGGAUUUAAUGCAGCAGGGAGAAUGGUUCAGCACGUAGACAAGCAGGCGAGAGGUUCUGAGACCAGAGGUUUCUAUGGAAUAACUGUAGAUUUCGACAUGUCAGAGGAACUGCUGCCUUUGGGAGCCAUCAAUGAUAAAGAAGUCAACAUCAUCAUCAACCAUGAGAGGCCAGCAAAAGAUAACAAGAUCGAAACAAUGAGCAAAGAAGAGCUGAAGGAGCUACUGGAAAAGGAAUUUCGAGCAAUCCUAAGGAACCCAGAUGACCCUGACACUGCUGACGUAUUCAUGCAAAUCCUGGAUGUAGACCACAAUGAUGAAAUCGAUUUCACGGAAUUUUUGUUGAUGGUACUUAAGUUGGCUCAAGCAUAUUAUGACUCCACAAAGAAGGGGAAUCUGAAAACAGCAGGAUUAAAGCACAGGAGGCAUACUCACAAGAAGGAAGAGGCUGAAGAAGAAACUGACGAUGAAGAAGAAGGAACAUUCAGAAGAAGAACAUCCAGUCAAUCAACAAGCAAUGAGAGAAAAGUGAGAAGGAAACCAUCAAGGAGUCCAAGCGGGAAAGGAGGCAGACAUGGAACAAGCUCAGACAGACAGGGAGGAAAAAGCCAGAGAGGAAAAGGAGAACUUCAUAAAAGUCAACAAGACUCAACCAGAAAGGAAAAGAGAAGGUCUCACUCUAAUGACAGCAGAAACAGAAAACACAAGAAGAGUAGGAACCAAACACAUGACAGAGAUGAAAACGAAAAUGUCUAUGCAGAAUGGCAAGAACCAUAUUAUACUGAUUCAUACUACACAGAGGAAGAAGAGGAACAAUUGGGAUCUAGAGCAGAAAAACCUCAAAGUUAUAGGGGGCAACUAGACAACUCUGCUGACAGGCAGCCCGGCUCUUCCCAGCGACAGGCAAGACAUAGCCCCAGGGGACCACAAGAAUCCCACCACAGAGAACAGUCCGGAGACAGGCCCGGACACCCCCGCGAUAGACCUGUACAGUCUCCAUCCCGGCCCGAACGACACCACCAGCCCAGCGUAAGCCAGGACAGUGAAAGCGAGGGACACCCCGAAGAUUCUGCCAGACGACCCUCAUCAGCGCCGGCUAGGUCCGGUCCCAGCACCAGGCAACCACACAGACCCAGCGCUGGCCAGACCCCAGACAGAGUUAGGCACUCAGGGUCCCACAACCGACAGCCAGAGGCCCACGAGCAGCCUGAUGGCGCUCCAGGACAGCCUGGAUCCCGCAGGAGAGAACAGCAGGCCAGCAGACCCCGGCAGGAAGCAGACAGCCACAGACAACCCGGUGCUGGACACAGACACCCAGCCCCAGAGCCCCGGGAGCACAGGCGCCAAGGGUCCAGCUUCAGCCAGGCCAGUGACAGUGAGGGACACUCAGAAGACUCAGAAGGUCACUCACUGUCAGCCCAGCAUGGCUCAGGGGCCUCUCGGGGCCACUGCCAGCAGGCCACGCAAGCCCGGUCCGGGGAGAGGUCCGAAAACUCAGGGCCCUACCUCUACCACACUUACUAUGAUGAGCACAGUGACUCGGCCCCCAGGCAGCACCGGUCUGCCACUCCAGCAGCUCGGGAAUCUCACCGAGAGCAGGCCAGGGACGGCUCCAGACACCACGACUCUCAGGAAAGUCACCGCUUCCCCGGCACAGCUCGGGAAUCUCACCGAGAGCAGGCCAGGGACGGCUCCAGACACCACGACUCUCAGGAAAGUCACCGCUUCCCCGGCAGUGAGGCUGAGGCUUCCCAAAGGAGGCCCCGGGCCAGCAGUCAGGCAGGUCCGAGAUCAGGCCACGAGCAGGCCCAGGACAGCGAGAGACGCUCAGGGUCCCGUCAACACCACGAAGACUCCCGGGCCCGCUCCGAGUCCGCUCAGGGUCGCCCAGGAUCCAGAGGGGCAAGCUCACCGAGAUCUGGCAGGGACCAGUCUAGAGACAGUGCCCUUCAUAGCCAGGAAAGUGAGAAGUCUGGGAACCCUCCAGGCAGGGAUUUCUCUACAGGUGUUAAUGAAGAUAGUGAAGGUAGUGUACAUUCUUACUCUGAAGUUGAACAGCCUUUGUCUAGGUCAGGACAUCGUUUUCUUAGUAUCCAUGGUCAGUCCAGUGUAGGAUGGAAACAUGGCAGCUAUGGUAGUGCAGAUUAUGAGUAUGGCCGCUCAGGCUUUGGAAAAUCCAAUUCUGGACAUGUCUUUCCCACUGCUUGUCCUUUAGAUGUUGACAUUGUAGGUAAUUCCAAGAAAGGACCCAAAUUUGGAAGUGAACACAUGAGAACUAAUAUGUCAGUUAAAAUCAUCACCUUUUUGGGAGUUGUUGCCCUUAAGAUGACUACCAUAAGUGCCCUCCACCCUUCUACAGAUCUCCAAGAAGAAGCUUCUCUCGUGGCUGAAGGAGGUUCUUUUCCAGAGACAGAAGAAAAGAGAGAACUACCACAGAGAGAAACGACAAGCCUUCCUGAUUCUUGUUUAGGUCUUGUAGAUUAUAUAGAUUAA